AUGAGCGAACACACGGACGCGUCCGCCUCCAAGGCGGCGAGGGAGGCGUCGAACAAGGAGCGAUUCGAGCGCUUGAAGGAGUCGAGGCAGAAGUACAAGGACGAGGCCGCGAGCGCGAGAGCGCGCGCGGACGCGCUCGAGGCCCAGCUCGCGAUGAUGUCCCAGGUGCGUAUUCCUCACACUGGUCCCCACACGACCCCGUUCGCGUGGUGA
This is a messenger RNA of Micromonas pusilla CCMP1545, 213 nucleotides long. RefSeq lists its product as uncharacterized. Bases 1 to 213 code for a protein of 70 amino acids. NCBI's taxonomy places the organism in Eukaryota, Viridiplantae, Chlorophyta, Mamiellophyceae, Mamiellales, Mamiellaceae. The transcript has a single exon. The record is from RefSeq and is a predicted model, not a curated record.